Molecule: messenger RNA, 543 nt
Organism: Vicia villosa (hairy vetch)
Lineage: Eukaryota; Viridiplantae; Streptophyta; Magnoliopsida; Fabales; Fabaceae
Product: probable LRR receptor-like serine/threonine-protein kinase At1g53430
Exons: 5
Coding region: 1-543 (180 amino acids)
Biological process (GO): protein phosphorylation
Molecular function (GO): ATP binding; protein kinase activity
Source: RefSeq, a predicted model, not a curated record
AUGAGAACAUUUACAUUACAACAAAUUAGAGCAGCCUCGGAUGAAUUCAGUCCUGCUAAUAAGGUUGGGGAAGGUGGUUUUGGUCCUGUCUACAAGGGUCAAUUAUCUGAUGGCACAUGGGUAGCAGUCAAACAGCUCUCCUCGAAGUCUCGGCAGGGAAACAGUGAAUUUUUAAAGGAGAUGGGCAUGAUAUUUUGUUUACAGCAUCCUAAUCUAGUGAAACUUCAUGGAUGUUGCAUUGAAGGGGAUCAACUAAUAUUGGUGUAUGAGUACAUGGAGAAUAAUAGCUUGGUCCAUGCUUUAUUCAGUUUAGAAAACCGGCUUAAACUUGAUUGGCCAUCAAGGCUUAUGAUCUGCAUUGGUGUUGGAGCGAUUGUAGAUUUAGCUUCAGUUCCAACACUUCAUUCGCAUGCUAUGGUAUAUGCCAUUGUUGAGUUUUUUAAACUUGCAACAUGCUUACAUGCAUGCUCAUCCAUCAUCGAAAUAUUCGAACUGUCGGUCUCGGAUCAAUAUUGGACAGAAGUUUUUGCCCAGGCUUUAUAA